This is a messenger RNA of Gymnogyps californianus (California condor), 2751 nucleotides long. It is a transcript of the gene MIS18BP1, whose product is annotated as MIS18 binding protein 1. Lineage: Eukaryota; Metazoa; Chordata; Aves; Accipitriformes; Cathartidae. The record is from RefSeq and is a predicted model, not a curated record. The transcript is spliced from 9 exons. The coding region runs from base 1 to 2751 and encodes 916 amino acids.
AUGAUCGUGACGCCCGCCCGAAGCCCCGCCGGCGCCCCUGCCCGCCGCCGGGGAGAGCUGCCGUUCCGGUCGGUGUCCCUCAACGGCGUCCCCGCGGGUACGCUGACCCCCCUGAAGGAGCUCCUGAGGUGCCACGGCACCCUCAAGGUCGCCGCGGAGCCGGCGGGACGCGGGGAGAGCAAUGCCAGAGGGCCGGCGGCCGGCGAAGUCUUACAGUCCACGCUGCUGGCGGGCAGCGCGGGCGGUGGGGAGCCGCUGGAUGUCAGCGAGAUCCGGGCCGGCCCCAGCCCUGGCCCCGAGCGGUGGCUGAAGCGACGGGCGUGCGAGCCUCCCGCCCACGAGUGCCCGGCCAAAAUCUUCCAGCGGAUGAAGGCCAAGGCCUUGGGGCAGAAGCAGGACUGCGGGCUGCCCGCGGGAAAGGAGCCGCGGAGGAGCUGCGGCAGCGACCUGAUCCUGACUCCCACCCUAAAUCCCGUGGAGCAGGGGCGAAGGCAUAAGAAACCUGUCACAGCAGAAGGUCGGCAGAGACCCGCCGAGGUGCCCGGUGGGUGUACCCAGCCAGAAAAAGAAUUACUUUGCACUCUGAUUCCUGAAAACCGAACCACGAAAGCACUAGCCGUAGACCCUCUUGUAUUGGAAUCCCCUCAGAAGUUCUUCUUGCGUGUAAAGCAAAAAUUGCAGCAGCAGCGAAAAGAUCCAACACCUUCGAACCCAAUCAAGCAGAACAUUCCUCCUUCCACAACUACAGAAAAGCCAUCAGUCAAAUCUGCUUUUGCUGAGCAGCUCAGGAAUGAUCCUACAGAGUAUGUGGCCACUGAUAAGGAUGAUCAGAAUAAUUUCCUUAUAGAAUCAAUGGAUGCUGAUGAUGAAAUAUCUCAAAAUACAGUGACUAGUUCUGUGAAUUUAAACUCUGCCCCUUUUAAAAAUGGGGAUCAGUUAGAAGAAAGGUGGGGAAAUGGAGAAGCAAAACACACUGACCUUCAUCAAGACAGAAGAGAGUUGCAGCCGAGUAAUAAGCCAGCUGCUCAUGGAGUAGAAAAGAUACUGGAGACUAAUUCUCAAAAGCCCUCACAGUGCUUGUGUAGUAUUAUGCUCUCUUCUCCCAAAGUCCACAUUCCAAGGAAGCAAAAGCCGAAAGAAGGCUCUAAGGGCCCUUUGGAUAAACCUCAUACAGAUCAAGUUGCUGGCAAAGCAGACAAAGAGAAAAACAUCUGCCUAACCAGUUGGAGAAUUAAAGUGAUGGAUGGUAACACUGCAAUAUGUGUUGAGGGAAAACGGAAAGAUAUGAAAGAUCUGUCUUGGCAUAGUAAUGUAAUUAUGGAACGCAUAGCACACAACCAAGUUAAAACAUCAUCUGGCAGUAUCUACUUGCUCAAGGGAAAUAUAGAUUCAGCUUCGAUGAGAAAAGAAGGAUUUCCCUACCGUUUCAUCAAAAGAUUUACAUAUGGGUUUUCCAAAAAGUGGAAGGAAUAUGUUGAGGAGUUUCUUGAGGAAAGAAGAAGGAAAGAACGAAAAAAAAAUACUGGUGAGAAUGAAGAGAGUGACUCAGUGGUGGGUACGGACGUGUUGAAAAAUGCAGAAGAUUCAGCAAGAGAUGUAAAGAAACCUGAAACCAGAAACACCACCUAUGAAGUAUUACCGCAGAACGAUGAAAAUGCUUAUACAACACCAAAACGCAGUUCCAUAUUGCUUGACUCAGACAGAGUUUACACUCGUAGCGGCCGUCUUGUUAAACCACCAUUAAGUUUCUGGUGUGGGCAACGUGAGUUUGUUGAUCAGAAACUAAACGUUACUAUAGAAGAAGGUGGAAUAGAUUAUCUGAGCAUGGGAAAAAAUGAAAAAGGAGUAAGUUCCCAAAGAGAAACCAAGUCUGCUGGAAGCAAGGAGGCCAGGCGCUUCAUUUCAGAUGACGAUGAGAGUGAUCACGCAAUCAAUAGUACAAAAGUUAAAACACAGCUUUCUGUUAAGCUGACUCCCUUAAAUACUGAAGUACUAAACAAACAUAACUAUAAUAGCAGAACAAAGGAAAACAGAGAAACAGAAUAUGGAGAAUUGACUACGUAUCGGCAGGCUUACAAGUACUCUUUAAGGUCAGGCAAACAACUUCUUCAAGACAAGCAUUUAACGGAAGAAUCGUCAAGCAAAGAUGAGGAAGAGGAAUCCAGUGAAGAUAUCCCACUGUCUAUCAAAAGGAAAAAUAAACCUUUAUUAAAACAAGAGACUCAAAACUCUAAAUCUUCCUCUAACUGUGAAAGUUCACAGGGUGAUGCAAACAAGGUGUCGUGUGAACAAAGGACAGUAAAACACUCUACUGCCUCCCAUAAUGUGCCGUUGAGGCAAAGUGUGCCCGAAUCCAGUGGUGGUUCUGAUUUACUUGAAGGAAAAACACCUUCUAGUGAGUCUAGUACUUCCCAUCUGCCUGACAGAGCAACGAGGGCAAGAAGCAGAAUCAACCCUCCAAGGUAUUUGCUUGAAUCUGACACUGAGCCCGAAAGCAAAGAAGAGGAAUUCCACGUAGAAGAAAAGAAUUCAAAAGUAUCUCAUAAAAAAACAAAUGGUAAAGUUUCUAAUACCGCCAAGUCUUCAGCAGCAAAAUCAAGAGAACCUGAGAAGGAAAAGGUGCAGAAACCUCUGGAACUUUUUCCAAGGGCAACGGAUGGUUGGUCUGAAAAGGAAUUGCAGAAGCUCUACAGGCAAGUGGUUGCCCUCUCUUCACAGGGCAAAGUUUCCCUCGGACUUCGGGAGGCAUAA